This is a messenger RNA of Entelurus aequoreus (snake pipefish), 4707 nucleotides long. RefSeq names its product serine incorporator 4 (gene serinc4). The transcript is spliced from 11 exons. The record is from RefSeq and is a predicted model, not a curated record. The coding region runs from base 353 to 1906 and encodes 517 amino acids. Gene Ontology annotation, cellular component: membrane. Lineage: Eukaryota; Metazoa; Chordata; Actinopteri; Syngnathiformes; Syngnathidae.
UGGGCAUUCACCAGCACCUCUCCCUCUUUUUUGGCAGCACCCACCAGAGCCACAGAUCCAAUGCAUGCUGGAUGUGGGAAAAAAAGGAGGACUUCUUUCCUGAGUGAGUUGAAGUAGCGCUCAUGCUGAGGUUUUCACUCGCAGGGAUUCUAGCCCAACUAGAUUCAUUGCUAAUCCAGCAUAAGAAGAGCGUAAGCACAAGUUGCUGCCGGACUGAGCGGCAUGCGCUUGCUUUUUUGUUUUGUUUUGCCAUCAAGAGACUCGGGCCUGGUACUACCUCAGGCCUCUUUCAGAAUGUGACAGCGCCACCUUUGGAGGCAUUCUGAGACACAUUGCUUGAGGCUGGAAAUUCAUGGCCAAAUGUAGAGUUGCAGUGGCCGACCAGAAGCAGCUCACAGGCACGAUGUCGGCCAACCAGGGGAUGAACCGCCGUGGCGUCUACAACUACUUCCUCAACAUGGUGGCCUAUCAGAUCUGCUGCUGCUGUGGACCGGCUCCCUGCUCGCUCUGCUGUGCCUUCUGUCCUCCCGUCAAAUCGUCCACCAGCACGCGAAUCAUGUACACCCUCUUCCACAUCAUGAGCUGCGCCGUCUCCUGCCUCAUGUUGUCACGCACCGUCUCCGAGCUGGUCAGGGAAAAUGUGCCUUUCUUCAACGUGAUGUGUGACCAAGCACACGGCGGAGGUCACUGUGAGAUGCUAGUGGGCUACUCGGCAGUCUACAGAGUCUGCUUUGGCACUUCCUGUUUCUACCUGAUGAUGGCCAUCUUCCUCAUUGACGUUAAGUCCAGUCAGGACUUCAGGGCGCUCAUACACAACGGUUUCUGGUUCCUGAAAUUGAUCACACUGCUGGGGAUGUGUGCUGCUGCCUUCUUCAUCCCAACUGAAUCCUUCCUGCAUGCUUGGCAUUAUGUUGGCGUGGUGGGAGGAUUUGCCUUCAUCCUCAUCCAACUUAUCCUUAUCACGGCUUUUGCACACACCUGGAACAAAAACUGGCUUACCGGAGCAGCAGAAAAUAAACGUUGGUACUUGGCAGUGACGUGCGCCACCCUUUUCUUCUACACCAUCGCCACCAUGGCCUUCACCUUCAUGUACAAGUACUACACGCACCCCAUUGCCUGCCAGUUCAACAAGGCCCUGCUGUGGAUCAACCUGGGACUCUGCAGCCUCAUGUCCUUCAUUGCUGUCACGCCGUGUGUGAAGCAAAAGCAGCCUCGAUCAGGGCUACUCCAGGCCUCCAUUAUCAGCUGUUAUGUUAUGUACCUGACUUUUUCUGCACUGUCCAGUCGCCCUCCUGAGAAAGUUGUGUAUCAGGGCAUGAACAUGACUGUCUGCUACCCCAGCGUGGGACAAGAUGGCAUUCAGAAUGAGGGCAAUGCCGUGGCCAUCAUUGGAGCUGCAAUCAUGUACUGCUGUGUUCUCUUUGCAUGCAAUGAAGCCUCCUACCUUGCUGAGGUAUUUGGUCCCUUUUGGAUGAUCAAGGUUUACCGCUAUGAGUUCCAGAAAGCCACCUGCUGUUUCUGCUGCCCUGAGGAGGAAGAAGUUGAGGAAGAGUUUGUGGUUGACGACGACAACAACAAAGGGUGUCAGAAGGUCAUUCACAACGAGACCCAGAGGGUCGCUUACAGCUACUUCUUCUUCCAUUUUGUCUUCUUCCUGGCCUCACUAUACGUCAUGAUGACCCUCACCAACUGGUUCAGCUACGAGUCAGCAGUGCUGGAGACCACCUUCACCCACGGCAGCUGGUCUACUUUCUGGGUGAAGAUGUCGUCGUGCUGGGCUUGUGUGAUCCUCUACCUUUGGCUGCUGCUGGGCCCUUUGUGCAGCUGUCAAAACCAGCCCAGACCUCGACGCUCGCGCAUUAAACGCCGCUCGCCGUCCUCCCGUCACGUCAAUGUCAGCGUCUGACCAGAGAAGGGAGGAAGGUCACAUGUCUUUCUUUACCCUACCGAGGACAUUUUUUCCAUGGAUGGAAGCCACGUGGGUGAAGGGUGAAAGACUCACAUCGCAGUGAGAUGCUCUGAUGUUUUCUUGAAGACUGUAUGACUUGCCAAAGUGAUGAGAUGAACUGUACGGUGAUGGAAAUACAGCAAAUCAGUGGACACUUUUUUUUACUUUCUUAUAAUAACUAAAAAAAAGCAUCUAGCUGUUAGAAGUGGACUUAAAAAAUAUAUUUUUUGGAUGUGUCACGAAGUCAUGUCCUGCUUGUUGUUAGUGAUAACAUGUUAUUAACCAUAAUUGUGAUGUUUACUUAGACCAAGGGUGUCCAAAGUGCAUUUGUGGCCUGUUGCUACUAUUUGAUUGGCCCUCAAUAAAUAAAAGAUAACAAUAACAUUAAUUUUUUUAAUUAGAUAUAUUGUUAGAUUUUACAAUAGUGUUAUUUUUACAUAAAACAUGGAUAUAUUGUCAUAUUUGGCAGCUUUAAUGCACAAAAAGUAUCAAAGUGAUUCCGUUUCCUUCAGUUUUUAUGGACGUUUGGACACCCCUGACCUACAGUAGGGAAGGGAUUCAUACGGCCUCACACUGCAAGUUAUUUGCCACUCACCAAGAUUUAAACAUGUAUUUCUGGAAAUGUCACUAAUUUUAGGAGCUACCGUAUUUUUCGGACCAUUGGGCGCACAGGAUUAUAAGGUGCACUGCAGAUGAGCAGGUCUAUUUCAGGUCUAUUUUUGCAUAAUAUUGCAAAACAAAACACCUAAUAGGUGCCAUUUUGGGGUCCUUAUAUGCACACCAAUAUAAUAACCGUAUGUUGAAGCACAGUACGUUUGACUAUGGUAACUGUAAUGCUCUGACAAUCCAUCAAGCGGUGCCGCUUCAUAGCUUACCAAAGUCAUACUAAAACAUUUUGACAGAUUUUUAAGCGCAGUGUGUAAUGUUCUAUAUUCCCAAUGAAACAUCAAAGUUUUGGUGUUGCUUGCUUACAGCUACUUGCUAGCAUCAUUUGUUGAACUGGCAUCAACCUGUAGUCCACAUGUAGCUCUUAUGUGUGACUGCCAUCUACUGGUCAGUAAGCACAAACAGAAUGAAUACCUACAUUAGGUGUACCAAGUUAUAAGGCGCACUGUCAAUUUUUAAAACAAUUAAAGGAUUUUAAGUGCACCUUAUAGUCCGAAAAAUAUUGUACUUACUUAUUUUUAGUAAUUGAUUCUGCAUCAUAAUAUUAAUUUUAGCAUGAAUAAUUAUAUUUUGUCUAAUCUAGUUUAACAAUGUUAAAAUUGAGAAAAUAACUAUUCAAAUAAGAUAAUUUGAUUGUAUAUCUUUGUAAGCGAGCCUUAUUAAAAGAAAAUAAUGAUAACGUGGCGGACCGACUUGAGCGGGUUUUACUUUUAUGAAGUUUAUGAAAAUAUCAAAUGUGAUUUUUUUUUUACUUUAAAUGGAACAUACAUUAGGGAAGGGCUUCAUAUGGCCCUGUUCCUGGGUGGAUCUCGUGGUAGAAGAAGAGGUGGGGUUAAUAAUUUUGCAAUGCAGUCUGCUGAAAAUGAUGGAAAGCGCCACUCUACAUAGCAACUGGUGGUGUGGACCAAGUUGGAAUUGCAACAAAACACAUUUUGAGAUAUUCAGCAUUCUACUAGCGUCUGGCGGCUAAAGUGGUUAGUGCAACCCCCAAACUUGUCACGUUUCAUGUGUCAGGUUUAACCGCGAAAAAUGGGGCCAUAUAAAUUCCCUUCCUACUGUAGGAAGUCUUUUAAGACGACUAAGAAUAUUAUUUUUACACUUUACAUGUUUACAUUUUUUUCUUUAAAAAAUGACCACCUAAAAGGUCAAAGCUGUGUCACAUGUUAUAUGAUAUUCCCUCUUGUACACCGCACAUGCUGAUGUAAUCACGCACAUGUUUUAUUCCUGUUGUUUUGCAUACAGUAAUUGUACCUGAAAGAAGGCUCAAUGUGUGUGUGUCAUCAACACACGUGUCGUGUGUGUGUCAGUCAUCAGGUUGUGGUCAUCUGCAAAGGUUUGCAUGAAGGCAACUAAACUCUUCUUGUUUGUUGAAGACCAUUUCACUUUUCAUUCAAAAGGAUUCUUCAGUUCUGAUUUGUAGGUGUGUAGUCUCCCUGUUUAUGUCUGGUGGGUGUGGGACCGCCCUUGGCUAAUGUGGGGAGCUAAGCAGAAUUGUUAUAUACAUAUACACAGUAUAUAUUUUUAUUCGUACAUUCCAUUCAGAAGAUAAAUACUCAAAUGUAAACUGAUGAAAUUGUGAUAGAUUCCAACUCAUGUGGGACCCGGAACAGAAGAAGUGGUAUAAAAAUGAUAUAAAUCUGUCUUGUUUACAUGUUAUUUGCUAGUCAUGUUUACGUGGUAUUUGCUAGUCAAGAAGAGAAUGGGCGAAAAUUGCGGAUUUUUUUGUUUUUUCUUCCAUUUGAGCAUAUUUUUAUGUCAAUUUUUCUAUUUUCUUAUAAUUUAUACUCUUUUUUUUUUUUUUUUUUUGGGUAGCUGCUGCGCUAAUUUGAUGGCAAAUCUUGGCUGCAAUGACAUGCAGCUUUUGAACAAUCAAACAAAACAAAAACAAUAUAUAACAUAAAUGCAUUUUGUUACCUGCAGGUUAAUAAUACCGUGCUUUUAUUUUGAAGCUCACUUUACAGUUUUGAUGCUGUAUAACUGGAUGACAGUUGUGUUGCUGCUGUUGUUUCAUGCUUAUUUGUGAUCAUGGAGAAGUUACUGUAACAACACAUGUUGACAUAAACUGACCUAUUUUUCAAAAUAAUUCCAAAGCA